AUGCCGCAUGCCUCCCGAUCCAGCGAGGCUCACCGGCCCUUGGGCUUGUUGGGGAGGUUCCCACACCCAAUUUCGGUGUACGGACAAAUCCCCUCAUCACCCAGCGCGCAGGUGGAUGUCUUUGAAGCCGCAACAGCUCACCGGCUCCGCGUGUUGCACUUCCUCGACGAAAAGUUCGGGUUGGACUCUUCUACAAACCCCGCCCUUUUGCGAAGCACACCUGGCACGCCUGCAGCAGCUGCAGGAGCUGUAGCACCAACCGCAACACCCACCAAGCCGCUCUAUGUGCAGCUGGAGGAGAUGCUGCAGGAGGGGGGGCUGAUGCUACCGCCUGCAGCCUCGGCAACAGCUACUGAAGCCCAGAGGCAGGAAGUUUCGGAAAGAGACUGCGUGUCGCACUUUGCCCUCCGCCUAGCAUUCAGCCGGGACCGUGAUAAGCAGCGCUGGCUGAUCCAGCAAGAAAGUCGUCUCUUGAUGUAUCGCUUCGAGAGACUCUGCGCUUUCAGGGACUUGAGCGAUGGAACCCUUAGCUUGGUUUCAAGUUUCCUGCAGCAGGAAGGCCUUCACUAUGCCACUGUGCCGCGCCCUAGAGAUCCUGUGGCAAACUCGGCGGCUGAGCGAUUGUGGAGAAAAGCCACUUCCUUCCUUAGGGGGCCUUUCGCCCAGCAAGUUCAGCAGCUCUACAUUGUCCCGUGUUUCCCAGAUGCAGGACAGCUCGUUCGGAAUCGUCGCGUGUAUAUCCAGAAUAUGAUGGCCUACGUGCCCGAUACAGAGCUAGAUGCCGUCAUUUGCGGGAAGCUUCGGGGGGCAAUGACCAAGUCCUUUGAAUUGCUAGAAGGGCGCCAAGUCGCGCUACAGAAUUCCGUUUUCUCGGACUCUAGAGUUGGCAAGCUGCUUACUGCGGCGCCCACUGUCUACUUGGGCAGAGAUUUCAACAAAAACGUUGCGGAGAGUACUGAGGAGCGCCUGACGCCCCAGUCUAUAAAACUGGUGUGGAAGGACUCCUUUCCUCCUUGCAUGCGGCGCCUCUACGAGAGCUACAUGGCAGAGCACCACCUGCGUCAUGGAGGUCGCAUGCAGUUGUGGCUCUUCUUUAAGGGAGCCGGGAUGACCCUGGAAGAAAACCUUCAAUUCAACCGACAAGUUUGGAGGGAAGCACAAAAAUUCGAAAAGGAGCAUGCGUAUAACGUCCGGCACAUGUACGGUCUCGAGGGGAAGCGGACGAACUACGCCCCCAUGCGAUGCACCCAAAUCAUCAAUGGCAGCGUCAUCGGGGCUCCUGGAACGGGAGAUUACCAUGGCUGCCCCUUCAAGCAUUUUGACACCAAGAGGCUUCAAAAGCUUUUGGAAGACUGGGGCCUGACGUACAAGCAAGCCCAAGCAGUGCUGCAACUUAAAGAGUGUGGUGAUCUCCAGCUCGCAUGCAAGGAAUAUUUCUUGCAAACGCAUCCAGGAAGCGCUGGUGAUGACGUUGGCAACCACCCCAACGCGUUUUUCGCUGCAUCCCGACGUUAUGCAGCAGCUGUCUCAGCACACCCCCCUCCUGCUGGCGCGUCAAAGAGGCAACAGCCAGAAGCAGGUGCACCAGCAAGGCAGCAGGGGGCAAGUGACACGCCAGCAUAG
Molecule: messenger RNA, 1623 nt
Organism: Cyclospora cayetanensis
Lineage: Eukaryota; Apicomplexa; Conoidasida; Eucoccidiorida; Eimeriidae
Product: DNA primase large subunit
Exons: 17
Coding region: 1-1623 (540 amino acids)
Biological process (GO): DNA replication, synthesis of primer
Cellular component (GO): alpha DNA polymerase:primase complex
Source: RefSeq, a predicted model, not a curated record